Molecule: messenger RNA, 1886 nt
Organism: Erigeron canadensis
Lineage: Eukaryota; Viridiplantae; Streptophyta; Magnoliopsida; Asterales; Asteraceae
Product: NADP-dependent malic enzyme
Exons: 16
Coding region: 51-1742 (563 amino acids)
Biological process (GO): pyruvate metabolic process; malate metabolic process
Cellular component (GO): chloroplast
Molecular function (GO): NAD binding; malate dehydrogenase (decarboxylating) (NAD+) activity; malate dehydrogenase (decarboxylating) (NADP+) activity
Source: RefSeq, a predicted model, not a curated record
CUACAAAUUACAAAAGAGACAGAGAUAUAUACCUGUAGCUAGCUAGGGUGAUGGGAAAUGAUGGAGAUCAUGGUGAUAUCGAUAAUAAUGUUACCCCUUGGAAUAUGUCCAUUUCAAGUGGUCACAUUUUGUUGCGAGACCCACGCCAUAACAAAGGACUAGCGUUUACCGAAAGAGAAAGAGAUGCUCAUUACUUACAUGGUCUUCUUCCUCCCACAAUAUCUACUCAAGAACUUCAAGAGAAAAAGUUUAUGCACAUACUCCGUCAAUACGAGGUUCCCUUGCAACGAUACAUAGCAAUGAUCGAUCUUCAGGAGAGAAAUGAACGAUUGUUUUACAAGCUUUUGGUCGAUCAUGUGGAGGAGCUACUACCAAUCGUUUACACUCCAACUGUUGGAGAAGCUUGCCAGAAAUUUGGGAGCAUUUUCCGACGUCCUCAAGGACUAUACAUCUCUUUAAAAGACAAAGGGCAGGUACUCGAAGUGCUAAGAAAUUGGCCCGAGAAAAACAUCCAAGUGAUUGUCGUAACUGAUGGUGAACGUAUAUUGGGGCUCGGUGAUCUUGGUUGCCAAGGGAUGGGGAUACCAGUAGGAAAACUUUCUUUGUACAGCGCACUUGGAGGAGUUCCCCCUGCAGCUUGCUUGCCGAUAACCAUUGACGUUGGCACAAACAAUGAGAAGUUGCUUAACGAUGAGUUCUACAUAGGAAUGAAACAAAACCGAGCAAGAGGGGAGGAAUAUGAUGCACUGUUAGAGGAGUUCAUGAGUGCAGUGAAGCGAAACUACGGAGAAAAAAUCCUUAUCCAGUUUGAAGAUUUCGCAAACCACAAUGCCUUUUCAUUACUUAAUCGUUACCGAACAACUCAUCUUGUUUUUAACGACGAUAUACAGGGGACUGCAUCUGUUGUUCUUGGAGGCCUGCUAUCGGCUCUGAAAGUACUUGGUGGCACCCUCUCUGAUCAUACGUUCUUAUUUCUAGGUGCAGGGGAGGCGGGUACUGGUAUAGCAGAACUUAUCGCACUCCAAAUAUCAAAGACAACGGGUGCAAGUGUGGAAGACUCUCGUAAAAAGAUUUGGCUCGUUGACUCGAAGGGAUUGGUUGUGAGCUCGCGAAAAGAGUCCCUUCAACAUUUUAAGCUUCCAUGGGCUCAUGAGCAUGAACCGAUUAGCACUCUCUUAGAUGCGGUGAAGGAAAUCAAACCGUCUGUACUGAUAGGAACAUCUGGUGUUGGUAGACAAUUUACACAAGAAGUUGUCGAAGCCAUGUCAUCGAUUAACGAGAAACCGCUCGUUAUGGCUCUAUCAAACCCAACCUCGCAAGCAGAGUGUACAGCCGAAGAAGCGUAUACAUGGAGCCAGGGUCACGCUAUUUUUGCUAGUGGAAGCCCGUUCGCUCCUGUAACAUAUGCAGACAAAAUAUUUGUACCCGGCCAGGCAAACAAUGCUUACAUAUUCCCAGGAUUCGGUUUAGGAUUAAUCAUGUGUGGUGCUACUCGUGUUCACGAUGAUUUACUUUUAGCUGCAUCGGAAGGUUUGGCAUCACAAGUAACAGAAGACGACUUUGCAAAGGGACUUAUAUAUCCACCAUUUUCCUGUAUCCGGAAGAUAUCAGCACACAUUGCAGCAACUGUAGCUGACAAGGCAUAUGAACUUGGUCUAGCUUCUCUUCUCCCUAAACCUGCAGAUCUUGUUAAAUUCGCUGAGAGCUGCAUGUAUUCCCCGGUCUACCCUAACUAUCGCUAAAUCCAUCAAAUACACUUUAUAUACCCUACUCGUGUUAUAGUAACAGCUUUACAUUUGGUAUUAAAACUUUAUUUUGCACAUCGAUACGAAUGUGUUCUUGUGGCAAAAUGGAAUUUUCAAGUAUUUGACUAUUUGGGUCAAAAA